AUAUUUUUUUGUUGAAAAUUAUAAUUGUAAAUUGUGUUACUGUAAUUAUUACAAAUUUUAAUUUGGUCGAACCGAAUGAGACUUUGAACCAGACAACAAUUAAAGUUUAUUUAAGUUAUACUAAUACCGCACACGCACGAGAGAAACAGCUUUAACCAAUGGGUAUGAAUCGUCUCUUGUUGUUCACACCUUCUUUAUCUAACAUGGCUAUACACCUUAGCAGAAACACGUACAGUUAUCAUUUUACGAAAAUAAAUCACUCUUUGCUGUUUCUGGUUGAUUUGAAUAGUCAGAUAUAUGGUGUUCCUAAUACUGCAGUCAUAAAUACGAGGGAAGGUAUUUCUUAUUUUAAGCACCAGCUAUCUAGACAUCCAUUGUUGGCAACUACAAAAACUGUGAAGUCUGAAACCAGGACAUAUGUAAGUAAUAUUUUGUCUACGUUAUGUUCGCUUGAGAUUCCAACAGAAGAAGAUGGUUUGGGGGGUUCAAAAACCGAAAACAUUCUUUAUCCUGUUGGGUUGGGGCUCUUUAGUGCUCACUGUCGUCAUGUUAUAUUUUCCCUAUGAGACGAAAUUAUGGAAAUCAAGAAAUAUCACAAUGGAAACGUGGAUUAAAACAACUAACUUUGACAACAAUGAGACUGUUUCCACUUCUUCAGCAUGGAAGGACAACUGGAAGCAAGUAACCAAUAACAUAUAUGUUUAUUCAGCGUUUUGGGAUGACAGGAAUAAACCUCUGAAGAGCUUUAUUCGAAUCAUAGCUAUUGGACCCCGGCUUGGAGAUGAGCAUGAAAACGUUAGCUGUAGCAUUUACAGCCAAAACUCCAAAAGUUUCAUCGAGUUACCGAUCACUUACGAAAUGAUUCGAGAUAACCAUUCUAAAAAUUACUCCGCUAUGUACUUAUUCUGUCACUUAUCGUCAGGGGAACCUACCCCCCGAGAGGUGGUUCUUCGCCAAGCUCCAAUCCCACUGGAACUUGUAAAACUUCCAAUUCAUCAAGGAGAAACCCAAAACUCCACCAAAAUUCAAGAUAAACUCGCAGUGUGUGUCCGUCCUUUCUUUGGACCCUUUAAAAAUACUUUUGCUUUAGCUGAAUUUGUUGCAUUAUACCAAAUUUUGGGUGUCAGUCACUUUACAUUCUAUAAUUAUAAAACAUCAAAGCAGGUGAAGGAGUUUGUAUCUUCUCUACAGGACCAAGGAUUGCCUGUUGAACUUAUUCUUUGGAACUUGCCCAAAUCUGUGGCCCAGAAAACUUGGGCAUUUGGUCAAAUGGCUAGCACUCAAGAUUGUAUUUAUAGACACAUGUUUGUUAGUAAAUAUGUGGCUUUAGUCGACAUUGAUGAGUAUAUCGUUCCCCGAAAUCAUCGAACGCUUCUGGAAAUGAUAAAAUCCCUAAAGAACAACACCUGGGGCAGUCUAGUAUUUCGUAAUUCGUUUUUUUGUACGAAACACCCAGUAGACCUUAAACAUUCGAAACCCAAUUUGCCAUUCACAACACUGAGAUAUUUGACACGUGUGAAGUACGUGUCGAGGGCCUACUUCAGGUCCAAGUCCAUAGUUCAACCAAAUAGAGUUGUCACAGGUGGUAUUCAUUUUGUUUGGCAACAUUUUGAUAAUUGGCAGCCGUUCGUAGUGCCACCUAGUGAAUGUUUGCUGCAUCAUUACCGCUCUAGUAUCUGUUCUGAAGCUUCUUAUAAGAGCGGAGUAGAAGAUAAAACAGUCUUGAAGUUUAAAGAUAAAUUAUUGAAAUCUAAAGUAAUAAAGAUAUGGAAAACUCUAAAAAAAAGAAACGUGGUUACCUAGUGAUCACUGUAGUUAAGACGUGUUAUUUCACGGUAACACCUCCAUUUCUGCAAUUAAUUAAAAUUGUGUACGGAUUAACAACGUAACACAUUUAUUGAGUUGAAAACUACGACAAAAAUGUGUUAAAUCAUAUGUUUUCAGGCUAUUAAACAGUCUUUCGUCACAGUUUACAGACAACUAGAAAAAUAAAUGUUCUCGUGACUUUGACUACAUAAUUUCAUCCCAUAAUGUCAAACAAUUACUGUUAUCACAGUAAUUACUGCUAUCCCCCAGUUGCUUAGCAGUAAGUUUACUGACUUACAACACUAAAGUCUGACGUUCGAUUUCUCGUGGUGGACAAAUUGCAAAUAACUUAUUGUGUUAUUUUACGAUAAAAAAAACAAGAACAUAACGUGUGUUUAUGUGUGGAACACAAGUUUGCCUCUCCUCUGCUUCUUUUUUUUGCGCUAAAUGAGAAUGAAUUGAUUUGGCAAUUGUGCAUUUAAAAAUUAUUUUUAAAUGCUUGCCAAAUCAACCAAACAUCAAACAUUUUACAGAAACUUUUUACUUUUAGGUCACUCGUCACAUAUGAUUUUGAGAUUUCCUUUUUUUUUUUUUUCCAAAUUUAGAGCUGGUUUACUUUAGUAUUUUUUUUCCUACGUCAUAACGAAAAGAGUAUAUAUGUGUAUUGGUUGUUGAUUUAAGUUCAAUAGAUAGAUAAUUUAAUUUAUACUUCAGUCUCUAUGUACUUAAGUUUCAGUAGACAUGAGUUGUUUUAAGUGGACGUUCAAGAUGAAGAUGAUACAUAUAAGUUAUUUGUACUGAAAUAAAACUUAUAAAGUUAA
Limulus polyphemus (Atlantic horseshoe crab) is the source of this 2627-nucleotide messenger RNA. RefSeq names its product beta-1,4-galactosyltransferase galt-1-like. NCBI's taxonomy places the organism in Eukaryota, Metazoa, Arthropoda, Merostomata, Xiphosura, Limulidae. The record is from RefSeq and is a predicted model, not a curated record. The coding region runs from base 472 to 1803 and encodes 443 amino acids. The transcript has 2 exons.